This is a messenger RNA of Acipenser ruthenus (sterlet), 9684 nucleotides long. Its product is annotated as E3 SUMO-protein ligase RanBP2-like. Gene Ontology annotation, molecular function: protein binding; GTPase activator activity; peptidyl-prolyl cis-trans isomerase activity. The transcript has 33 exons. Gene Ontology annotation, cellular component: nuclear pore; cytoplasm. The record is from RefSeq and is a predicted model, not a curated record. NCBI's taxonomy places the organism in Eukaryota, Metazoa, Chordata, Actinopteri, Acipenseriformes, Acipenseridae. Gene Ontology annotation, biological process: protein folding; intracellular transport; protein peptidyl-prolyl isomerization. The coding region runs from base 57 to 9515 and encodes 3152 amino acids.
GCAGCUAUACAGUUUGACUGGUGGCCGUGUAGUUGUGGAAGGCGGGCGCCAGUCAAAUGUUUAUGUCCUUGCGCUAUAAAACUAAACCCGGAGCCAUGCGGCGUAGUAAGGCCGAGGUGGAUCGCUACAUAUCAUCGGUGCAAAGUUCUUCUCCUUCCACUAAAGAGAAACCUUUAAAAGGAUUCUUGUUUGCAAAAUUGUACUUUGAAGCAAAAGAAUAUGAACUUGCAAAAAGACACAUUUCAGCCUACCUAACUGUGCAGGAAAGGGAUCCCAAAGCACAUAAAUUUCUAGGCCAGCUCUAUGAAAAAGAGGAAAGCAUUGAGAAAGCAGUUGGAUGUUACAAGCGUUCUGUGGAGCUGAAUCCAGCACAGAAAGACCUGGUCCUGAAGAUUGCUGAGUUACUGUGCAACAAGGAAGAAAAAGACGAGAGAGCCGAGUACUGGGUGGAGAGGGCAGCCAAGCUCUUUCCUGGAAGCCCAGCAGUCUAUAACCUGAAGGAGAAGCUGUUGAGUGUAAAGGGGCAGCAGGGCUGGAAUGAGCUUUUUGACUUGCUGCAGUCAGAGCUGCAUGCUCGGCCUGGCGAUGUUCAUGUGAACAUAAAGCUAGUGAACCUGUAUCGCUCCGACAACCGACUCAGUGAGGCUGUGAGGCACUGCCUCAAUGCAGAGAAGAAAGGGGCCAUGCGCCACAGCCUAGACUGGUACACCUGUGUUCUACAGACGCUAAAGGAGUACUUUGGCUCUACAGGUAUAUCUGAGUGUGAUAAAACUAUAUGGAGGACAAUACAGAAAGAACUGCUGCUGGCUCACAAUAAUCUGGUUCGCCUAACACUGUCUGCUAAGGAUGUUCAUCAUGGCAGAAUGGCCCUGCAAAGCUUUGAUCAUGCUAUGCAGUCUGUGAAGAAUUUAGUGACAGGCACAACAGAUGACUUGUCUGUCGCUUUCAUUGAAAUGAGAGGGCAUCUCUACUUGCAUGCUGGUUCUUUGCUGCUGAAGAUGGCCGAACAAAGUGAGCUUCAGUGGAGAGCAGUCACAGACCUUGCUUCGUUGUGUUACCUCCUAGCCUAUCAGGUGCCACGACCAAAGAUGAAGUCUAUAAAAAGAGAUGAGACAUCUCAAGAGUUGAUGGUCUUUUUAGCAUGUGAUCGACAGAGCCACUCGGGCCAUAUGCUUUAUAAUUUAAGCCAUGACAAAGAAGAUUUCUUUAAAGAGGUAGUAGAAGCGUUUGCCAACAGAAGUGGGCAGGACUCUCUGUUUGAGACUUUGUUUGGGAGCCAGGCUUUUGCUGAGCCUUCCUUCAUUGGAAAUGACAACAUCAGGAAUGUUGCAGUGCAGCCACCUGAUCUGGGAGAACUUGCCAGGUGUGAUAAUGGUUCUAUUCCUUUACAUAGUGGAAAUCUGCAGCACCUGACAUGGCUUGGCUUGCAAUGGGCCUUAAUGGACCGGAAGCCCUCCCUCCGAGACUGGUUAAAACAGCUUUUCCCUCGACUGCCACAAGAAACAUCAAAGCUUGAAACCAAUGCCCCAGAAUCCAUCUGUCUCCUAGAUCUUGAGGUGUUCCUGUGUGGUGUGGUGUUUACAAGCCUUGCACAGUUGCAAGCAAAAUCCGAAAUCAGCUACAAUGUGCAAUCGUUCAAGCCUAGAUGUUUACCGCUCCCCAUUGUCAAACUGCUUUGCACGGACAGACAGAGAAAUUGGUGGGAUGCUGUGUAUAACCUCAUUCACAAAAAAGCACUUCCUGGGACUUCUGCCAAGCUUAGGCUUUUAGUUCAGCAAGAAAUGAGCACUUUGAGAGCUGGGGAGAAGCAUGGGCUGCAGCCUGCCUUAACUAUACGAUGGGCACAACAUCUUCAAGAAACUGGGAGUGGCUUGAACUCGUUUUAUGAUCAGAAGGAAUAUAUUGGCAGGAGUGUUCACUAUUGGAAGAUGGCCCUGCCCAUGUUGGAGAUUAUAAAGAAGAGAAGAAGUAUUCCUGAACCUAUUGACCCCUUGUUCAUGCACUUUCACAGUAAAGAUAUUCAGAUUGCUGAAGUUAAAGGUUAUGAAGAGGAUGCGCAGAUUGCUUUUGCUACAAUAUGUGAAGUUGAAGGCAACACAGAUGAUGCAAUAGCGGCCUUUGAGGCCAUAAAUACCGUUGUAUCUUUCUGGCAUCUUGCACGGAUAUUUCAAAGGAGAGCUGAAGAAAUUGGAGACUCUGUAAUAGAAGGUCAAGAGAUGAAUAAAAUAUAUUUAUGGAAGUCCAGAAAGUAUUUGUCAAAAAUCUUGGAAGGCUUCAAUGCUAAUGCUGCAGAAAUUGAAAAACUUCCUAUAUCGAUAGAUGAGCUUGGUGAGUUGAUGGAUGAUGUGAAUCAGCAGCUUGGAGAGAGCGGUGAAGCUAUGGAUAUGGAGGAAGAGGAGGAGGUUAACAACACCAACACUAGUCCAUGCCACAUUGCAGACCCCAUUAGCAGGACAAAAGUAACGUUUUCUACUCCAGUGGCAACAAAAAAUAUCCCUUCUCCAUCAAAGAGUCAUAAAUUCUCCCCCAAGACACCACCUCACUGGGCAGGGGACCAGAAGUUCUUGCUGCAGAUGCUCUGUCAGCAGGUGGAAGCCCUCAAGAAUGAAGUCCACGACUUGAAGGCCAACACUUCUGGCUCUGUUGCAUCUCCAUAUCACCGAUUGUAUGGGGAUAACUUCAUAGCUGAUGCUCUUCCAGACAGCUUCCCAGCAGCACAAAGUUUCCAUGGUGCUCCACUAACAGUGUCUACAACAGGUCCAUCAGUAUACUACAACCAAUCCCCUGCAUACAAUUCCCAGUACCUCCUGAGAACAGCAGCCAAUGUCACUCCAACCAAGGCACCAGUGUUUGGGAUAAACCGACUCGCACCUCAGCAACACAUGUAUGCAUAUCAACAGCCGACCCAUACUCCACCCCUGCAAACCUCAUCAACCUGCAUGUACUCCCAAGAUGUUUACGGGGCUCAGCUGCACUUUGAGUCUCCUGCAACCAGUUUAUUGUCCCCUUACAGUGAGGAGUAUUACAACCACACUGUCCCUCAGGCCAGUACAAACCCUCCUCUCCCUGAACCAGGUUACUUCACAAAACCCUCUGUGGGGAACCAGGUUUCCAAGCCUUCUGAGAGGAAGACCGUGGAAUUUGGUAAAAUAAGCUUUGGGCAACAGGUUCCGGCUGAAGCACCUAAGGUCAGACAUGCCAGUGAAAGUCUUCUGGGCCUUUUGACUUCGGAUAUGCCAGCCAGAGCAGAUGGACAUCUUGCACCAAAGGCUCCUGUUCAGGAUCCUUCUCAAGUGGGCCUCUUCAAUUUCGGGAGUAAAAAUACAUCUGGAUACUCAAUUGCUGAUUCUGCAAUGCAGAGUCAAAACAAAUCCAAUGUGUUUGGUAAAGUUGAGCAGCCUUUCAGUUUCACAAAUGCCAACAAGCCAGGUUUUGUAAUGGCAGGCACUCAGCAGGAAGAAAAAGGUGCAGAGAGUGAUCAUGAAAGUACUCAUGAGGAAGAAGAUGAAGAUGGGCCUCAUUUUGAGCCAAUUGUUCCACUCCCUGAGAAGGUGGAUGUCAAGACUGGAGAGGAAGACGAGGAAGAAAUGUUCUGCAACCGAGCCAAACUUUUCCGCUUUGAAACUGAGGUAAAAGAAUGGAAGGAGAGAGGUAUUGGGAACAUUAAGAUACUGCGGCACAGUACGUCCGGUAAAGUCCGUCUACUAAUGAGGAGGGAGCAGGUGCUGAAAAUCUGUGCAAAUCAUUAUAUUAAGCCUGAUAUGAAUUUAAAUCCCAAUGCUGGUUCAGAUAAAUCAUGGGUAUGGUAUGCUAUAGAUUAUGCUGAUGAAAUACCAAAACCAGAGCAGCUAGCUAUAAGAUUCAAAUCUGCAGAGGAGGCAGCACUCUUUAAAGUAAAAUUUGAAGAGGCUCGAAGAUUGGUGCCCAAAUCUCCAUUAAAACAAGAUGACAAACCAGGGAAAGAAAUAUCUAAAAAAAACACUACUUCUCGUCCUGCUGCCAGAGACUCUGGAUUUGGAGCUCAGUUUGUUAAGAAGGAAGGAGAAUGGGAUUGUAGUGUAUGUGUAGUGAGGAACUCUGCAGCUGCUAUGUUAUGUGCAGCCUGUCAAAGCCCCAAUCCCAAUGCUAAAUCACAACCUGCAGUUAAAGGAGGUUCAGAAGCUAGUAGAGGGUUCACUGUGCCAUCACCUGCUCCUGUAACUUUUAGCUUCGGGUUUGGUAAAGAAUCAACAAAGAAAAGUGGCAUCACUGGAUUUGGCACGCAGUUUGCAAAUGUUCAAGCACCCUCCGCGUUCAAAUUUGGAACCAGUAGUGACUCAUGUAUAGACGGAGCAGAGACUGUUUCAAAGUUUACAUUCAGCCUUGGCAAUGAAAAAGGCAAACCCACCACAAAGGGAGGCUUUGGAGAACAGUUCACAAAGAAAGAGGGUGAAUGGGGCUGUGAUAUAUGCUCAGGAAGAAAUUAUGCAACUGCUGGAAAAUGCAUAUGUUGUACAACUCCAAAACCAAGUUGCAAAAAUGUUGCAGUUGCACCAGAUGGUUUGGGACCCUCUGCAUUUGAAAUUGGUGUUAAAGCUGAUAUGAAGAAAACUGCAGAGCAAAGGUUUGGUGCACAGUUCAUCAAGAAGACAGGCCAGUGGGACUGUGAUGUGUGUUUAGUAAGAAAUGAAGCAGCUGUUACUAAGUGCGUUUCUUGCCAGACUGAAUGCAAAACUUCUCUGUCAUCUAUCCAGGCAGCGUCCACCUUUCCAUUUAAUACCUCUAGUGAAACAAGCCAGACACCAUCCAAAAAUGAGCUGUCUGCACUUUUUGGUAAAAAAGAUGGGCAGUGGGAUUGUGAUAUGUGUUUAGUAAGAAAUGAAGCUGCCUCUGCAACCUGCGUUUCCUGCCAAACUCCUAACCCUAAUGCUAAAGCCACUGCUCAAACUACACAGUCAAGUUCAUCCUUCAGUUUCAGCUUCAGCGGGCAACCUGCAUCUAGCCAACUUUCAGGGACAGGAUUUAAAGCCAAUUUUGGUACCAGCAACAGUUUUAAGUUUGGUCAUACUGAAGAAAAGAGCUCUGCAUUAUCCUUCAAAUUUAAGGCCCCUCCGUCUCAGACUGAAAAUAAACCUACAAGUGGAGGUGGAUUUAUGUUUUCAAUGCCUGUUCCAGCAGGGGGCUUCAAGUUUGGCACUCAAGAAUCAAGUAAGCUGGCUGAUCCUGGUGAAAAUGCAAUGCCUAUGAGUGGUUCUGCUGCCAUGUCUCUGAAGAACUUUGCUGAACAGCAGAGAGAAAAAGAAAAGGCUACAGAGUCCAGCUCCACCACAGCAGUGGAAGAAAAUCCCCUUUUUAACGGCAAACCUAACACACUUCCUUUUGCUGAUUUAGCUGAAAUGUCAGGUGGGGAUGGUAUCCAGUUGGGUCUAAAGGACCCCGAUUUCAAAGGGUUCCCUAGAGCUGGUGAACAGCGUUUUACUGGCUUGAAGGCUGACCAGAAGGGAGAUAAUUCUUUGGAGCAGCAGGAGGAAGAGGAUAUAUACAAGACAGAUGAGAAUGAUGACAUUCAAUUUGAGCCUGUUGUUCCGUUGCCAGAAAAGGUGGAUCUUGUAACAGGGGAGGAGGAUGAGGACGUCCUGUACUCCCAGAGAGUCAAGCUGUUUCGGUUUGAUCUUGAUAUUGGUCAGUGGAAAGAAAGAGGCGUGGGCACCCUGAAGCUAUUGAAGAACAAGACAAAUGGAAGGCUGCGAGUGCUUAUGCGGAGGGAGCAGGUUCUGAAGGUCUGUGCUAACCACUGGAUUACCACCACCAUGAACCUGAAGCCCCUCUCUGGUUCAGACAGAGCCUGGAUGUGGUUGGCUAAUGACUUUUCUGAUGGAGAUGCUAAACUGGAGCAGCUGGCUGCCAAGUUUAAAAUGCCAGAGCUGGCAGAGGAAUUUAAGUUGAAGUUUGAGGAGUGCCAAAGGCUGUUGCUGGACAUACCUUUGCAGACACCUCACAAGCUGGUUGACUCUGGCAGGACGGCACAUCUUAUUCAGAAAGCUGAAGAAAUGAAGAGCGGCCUAAAAGACCUAAAAUCCUUUUUGACGGACGACAAGGCAAAGCUCCAAAAGAAUGAUAGCAACCCCACAACUGCCAACAAUGCUUCUGGUUUGAUCAUCAAACCCCAUGCUGAAAGCACAGGCCCAACCCUGGAGUGGGAUAACUAUGACCUACGUGAAGAUGCCCUGGAUGAUGGUGUGGACACUUCUGUCUAUGCCUCGCCAUUAGCCAGCAGUCCUGUACAAAAGAGUCUGUUCCGUUUUGGAGAAUCGACUGUUGGGUUUAACUUCAACUUCCAGCCCGUAUUGAGCCCUGCUAAGUCCCCCUCAAAACUGAACCAGAGCAGGGUAUCUGUUGGCACUGAUGAGGAUUGUGAAGUGACUCAGGAAGAGGAGAGGGACGGGCAGUACUUUGAGCCAGUUGUCCCUCUACCUGAUUUGGUGGACAUCUCCACUGGGGAAGAGAAUGAACUAGUGGUUUUCAGCCACAGAGCCAAGCUCUACCGCUAUGACAAAGAUCUAAGCCAGUGGAAAGAGAGGGGCAUUGGGGACUUAAAGAUCUUGCAGAACUAUGACAACAAACGGGUGCGUGUUGUCAUGAGGAGAGACCAGGUGCUGAAGCUGUGCGCCAACCACUGGGUUACGGCUGAUAUGAAGCUGGAGCCAAUGAAAGGAGCGGAGAGGGCAUGGGUCUGGAGUGCUUUUGAUUUUACUGAAGGAGAGGGGAGGGUGGAGCAGCUGGCUGUCCGUUUUAAGCAGCAGGAAGUGGCAAACGCCUUCAAGGAAAACUUUGACAAUGCCAAUAAAGCCCAGGAGAAGGAGAUCUUGGUAAUUCCAGCUUCAUCAAAGGACAUCACCCCACGGCAGUCUCCAUGUGGUAAAGGCGCUGUGGCCUUGCUAGAGGAAAUUAUCAGGCCGCAAACUGACUUGCCUUCACAGAACUCUCCAUCCCCAGGUGCUCCAACCAAUGCUGCCAUGAUUCCAAGCCCUGAAACUACCACCAAAGCUGUGGUAUCGCCUCCCAAGUUUGUCUUUGGUAAUGAAUCCCUUAAAAACAUAUUCACAAGCUCAGCGUCCUCCGGCAGCCCAACUGCCUUUAAAGAGCCGUUUGGCUUUAGCUCUAAAGAUAAGGCUGGUAGCGAUCAAUCUGUGACCAGGAAGACGCCAGAUAGUGGAUUGGAAAACGGCAAGGCAACCAGUCUACCGUCCAGCACUGCAGCUCCCAGCUUAGUGGCAUCACCACCAGGACAGAUGACCAGCACAUUUAAAAUGCCUGAGAGAGGAAUAGAGCCAGCAUCAGGUGACUUGCAGUUUCUAUUUGAGCGGACUCCUACCCUUGAGCAAAAAGCACUUGCAGAAGAGCUUCAACUGCCUCCAACAUUCUUCUGUUAUAAGAACAAUCCCGGCUAUAUCAGUGAUGAUGAGGAGGAUGAUGAAGAAUUUGAGACGGCUGUGAGGAAACUGAAUGGGAAAUUGUAUCCUGAUGAUGCAAAGAGAGGAGAAAUCAAAGAGAGAAAAGAAAGCAAAGAAGUGAGGAGUGCUGAUACAUUCAGUAUUCAGGAUCAGUGCCAGCACCAGACUUUCACAGAGGUUCCUGCUACAGCGAUGGAAUCUAAGUCGACACCACAGGAGUACGGGCAGUCUGAAUGCAUUAUAGUUUGGGAAAAGAAGCCGACGCCUGAAGAGAAGGCAAAGCCUGAAAGCUUAAAGCUCCCACCCACCACCUUCUGUGGGGUCAGCAGUGACACUGAGGGGGACAAAGAAGAGGUAGAAGUCUUUAAAGCGGAAAUCAGAAAAGUGAAAGAAGCGCAGGAAACCCAAGAACAAGGUGUCGGCACCUCAGCUGAUGCAGUCUCCAGCAGUAGUGAUGCAAAACUCCCAGUUGAACAAGCACAACCUUCUCGGACUGAACCAGACUCAGCGUCUGAGGUGACACAAACAGUACCUCCAUCCUCAAGCACUGAUGACAACAAGCCCAUUGACUUAUCUACCAAGAAAGAAAAUGAGCCAGAUUCCACAAGCCAAGGAAUAGAGCCAGCAUCAGGCGAUUUGCAGAUUCUAUUUGAGCGGACUCCUACCCUUGAGCAAAAAGCACUUGCAGAAGAGCUUCAACUGCCUCCAACAUUCUUCUGUUAUAAGAACAAUCCCGGCUAUAUCAGUGAUGACGAGGAGGAUGAUGAAGAAUUUGAGACGGCUGUGAGGAAACUGAAUGGGAAAUUGUAUCCUGAUGAUGCAAAGAGAGGAGAAAUCAAAGAGAGAAAAGAAAGCAAAGAAGUGAGGAGUGCUGAUACAUUCAGUAUUCAGGAUCAGUGCCAGCACCAGACUUUCACGGCAGGAGGUGCUAUCUCAUUUGGAUUUGCUGCAUCCUCGGAUUUCUCAUUUUCACACUUGGCAAAGAACUGUGGAGAUUUUGCUUUUGGCAAACAAGAUGCUAGCUAUUCCUGGCCAAAUGCCGGCGCCACUUUGUUUAGAGGCUCGGCAACUAUCAGGACCGGGGAGGGAGAUGAAAGUAGCGAUGACGAGGAUGCUGCUAAUAAUGAAGAUGGCAUUAACUUUGAACCCAUUGUUUCUUUACCAGAGGUGGAAGUAAAGUCUGGAGAAGAGGAUGAAGAGAUUUUAUUUAAAGAACGAACAAAGCUUUAUCGUUGGGAUCGAGAGGUGAGCCAGUGGAAAGAACGUGGUGUGGGUGACAUCAAGAUUCUCUACCAUCCUCAGAAGAGGUACUACCGUGUCCUGAUGAGAAGAGAACAGGUGUUUAAAGUGUGCGCAAACCACACAAUCUCACAGGCCAUGGAGCUGAAGCCCAUGAAUACAUCUACAAAUGCACUUGUCUGGACAGCAACAGAUUACGCUGAUGGAGAUGGAAAGAUAGAACAACUGGCUGCAAGAUUUAAAACUGCGGAGUUGGCAGAAACCUUCAAAAAGAAAUUUGAAGAAUGCCAGCAUCAGAUGACUCAGCUAGAUGCUGGACAGGUGUCCCGAGUUAUGGAGCUCUCCAUGAAAAGCAACCCAAUUGUGUAUUUUGAUGUUAGUCUUGAUGAUGAACCCAUUGGACGAAUUACAAUGGAACUGUUCUCACAUAUAGUCCCCAAAACAGCUGAAAACUUUAGGGCUCUGUGCACCGGAGAAAGAGGGUUUGGAUUCAGAAACUCCAUCUUCCACAGAAUCAUCCCCGAUUUUGUUUGCCAGGGUGGUGAUAUCACGAAACAGGAUGGAACUGGGGGAAGGUCCAUCUAUGGAGACAAGUUUGAAGAUGAGAACUUUGAUGUGAGGCACACUGGUCCUGGCUUGUUGUCCAUGGCAAACAGUGGCCGAGAUACCAACAAUUCUCAGUUUUUCAUCACCCUGAAGGCGGCAGAACACUUAGAUUUUAAGCAUGUGGCUUUUGGCUUUGUCAAGGACAACAUGGAGGUUGUGAAAAAGAUGGGCACCCUUGGUGCAAAGACUGGCAAGCCAAGUAAAAAGAUAGUCAUUGUCAAUUGUGGACAGAUAUAGGUUUUUCUUAAAUAUAAUUAAGUUCUGUUGUGUAAAGUAAAUCACUUAUUGGGAUUAAGAUGUAUUUGUAUGUAUAAAUGUACAUGGGUGGCUGUCUCCUGUUUUAAUUUUUACAUGUUUGACUGGGCAAAAUUGGCAUGUUUCCAAAUAAAGAUGAAAACACUGGCAA